AUGUCAUCAAGAAACGUCGUAUCGAGGCUCGGGCUUGUGCGACAGAGCGCGGCUUCGUUGCAGGGGAGAUGCUGUCGACGAUGCUUUGCCAGUGUCACUGGAGCUGCCUCGGAGGAACAGUGGCCGCAAAGAACACCUCUCGGAGCAUACUACCAAGCCAUUUUCGAAAACCCUACUCUGUAUUCGCCUCCGAGAUCGCUUAAGAAGGCACCUAGCUCCACCUCCACGGACACGACUCAGAAGCCCCAAGACGCAAUCUCCAAGACCUUCCCUACGCUGCCACCCGAAGAAACACAAACACCUGAAGCAAGGGCACGCGUCAUCUUUGGCUCUCGUCUCCUCGGCCCUGCGGAAGAAGCCGACCGCCUUGCCAAGAAGAAGGCGAAAUCUACAUACAUUGCCGGCAUCCUCAUCCCCCCUCGCCCGGAAGAGCCCGACAACUGCUGCAUGAGCGGGUGCGUCAACUGCGUGUGGGAUCGCUACCGAGAAGACUUGGAAGAAUGGUCGGCGACAAAGGCCGAAGCGAAAGCGCGAUUAAAGGCUGGGGGCCGUACCAUGGAUGCCGAUGGCGGUCGAUCGGAUGCGGCCUGGGAGCUCACAAAGGAUAGAUGGGACGAGGAAGCCUUCCAAAACGUUCCAGUUGGCAUUCGCGAGUUCAUGAAGCAGGAGAAGCGGCUCAAGGAGCGACACCAGCGAGAGGGAACAUUGGGCGGCUGA
Trichoderma aggressivum f. europaeum is the source of this 717-nucleotide messenger RNA. RefSeq lists its product as uncharacterized. The transcript has a single exon. The record is from RefSeq and is a predicted model, not a curated record. NCBI's taxonomy places the organism in Eukaryota, Fungi, Ascomycota, Sordariomycetes, Hypocreales, Hypocreaceae. Bases 1 to 717 code for a protein of 238 amino acids. Gene Ontology annotation, cellular component: mitochondrion.